Molecule: messenger RNA, 2532 nt
Organism: Candidula unifasciata
Lineage: Eukaryota; Metazoa; Mollusca; Gastropoda; Stylommatophora; Geomitridae
Source: the annotation of a GenBank genome assembly
AGUGGAUUCACCCCACUUCAUAUUGCUGCACACUAUGGAAACACCAAUGUGGCCACUCUUUUGAUCCAGCGCAAUGCAGACGUCAACUUCAAAGCCAAGGAUGGCCUGACCCCACUCCACUGUGCUGCUAGGAGUGGACAUGAAAGUGUGGUGGACACAUUGCUGGAGCGAGGUGCUCCUCAUUCGGCCAAAACCAAGAAUGGCCUGACCCCGCUACACAUGGCUGCCCAAGGUGACCACGAGGACUGCGCCCGCCUGCUGCUGUACCACAAAGCCUCACUGAAUGAAGUCACAGUUGACUAUCUGACCCCGCUUCAUGUGGCUGCCCAUUGUGGUAACGUCAAGACGGCCAAACUCUUGCUUGACCGCAAGUGUGAGCCCAACGCUCGAGCUCUGAAUGGGUUCACACCUCUUCACAUCGCCUGCAAGAAGAACCGCAUCAAGGUAGUGGAGCUUCUGCUUAAGUAUGGAGCUUCCAUCGAGAGCAAGACUGAAUCUGGACUGACCCCGCUGCAUGUGGCCUCCUUCAUGGGACAUAUGAACAUUGUCAUCUACCUGAUCCAGCACAAUGCCAACCCCAACACAGCAACAGUUCGUGGAGAAACAUCUCUUCAUUUGGCCGCCCGUGCCAACCAGUCCGACAUCAUCAGGAUCUUGCUGAGAAACGGAGCCACUGUCGAUGCCAGAGCUCGGGAGCAACAGACACCCUUGCACAUUGCUGCCCGACUUGGCAACGUGGACAAUGUAGUCUUGCUGCUGCAGCAUGGUGCAGCUGUGGAUGCUGCCACCAAGGAUAAGUACACACCACUGCACAUUGCUGCCAAGGAAGGACACGAUGAGGUUGCCCAGAUCCUGCUGGAGCAUGAGGCCCAGCAUGACAUGACUACCAAGAAGGAUGCGAACCCUAAUGCCCAAGGCAAGAAUGGAUUGACCCCUCUGCAUGUCGCCACACACUACAACCAUGCUAAUGUGGCACAGCUUCUGCUGGAGAACAAGGCAGAUCCCCACGCCACUGCCAAGAAUGGCCUGACACCAAUACACUUAGCUGCCCAGGAAGAUCGGGUAGCUGUGGCUGAGAUCCUCUGCAAGUAUGACUCUGACACGGACACUCACACAAAAGCUGGCUACACACCUCUGCACACCGCUUGCCACUUUGGACAGGUCAACAUGGUUCGCUUCCUGCUGGACCAUCAGGCUUCAGUGAAUGCAACUACCAAGGUUGGAUACACCCCACUUCACCAGGCUGCCCAGCAGGGCCAUGUCCAAGUGGUCAACAUCCUUCUAAAGAACCACGCCUCCCCCAACGCUGUAACAAAUAAUGGUCAGACCCCUCUCGCUAUUGCUCAGAAGCUGGGCUAUAUCUCUGUGGUUGAAAUCCUGAAGCCAGUCACUGAAGUACAAGGCAUCACCCCAUCUAGCGAGGACAAGUACAAGGUUGUCUCCCCUGAGACCAUGCAGGAGACGUUCAUCUCCGACUCUGAGGAUGAAGGAGGUAAGGGGAAUCAUAUAUUUUUAUUAUUAUUAUUAUUUUUAAUAUUAUUAUUAUUAUUUUAUCAUAUUUAUGGGCUGUAUUCUUUUUACAAAUCACAUUCGACUAAAUUAUUCAGUUAUCAUUAUGUGCUGGGUCUUCUGUUUUUUGAUGACUUUUUGCCUCAGUCACCAAUAUUUGGCAAGCCUCUUUCAGAACAGCACGUGUAUCUGCCUUAUUAUGAGGGGCAGAAGAUGCACAACCGAGAGGAUAGCAUCUCCCUGGAAAGAGGUGGGAGCGCAUCGCCCUUGGACACUUCGUACGAUAAGGACAUGCAGAUCCAUUACCCUGCCUCCGACCGUAGAGGACACCUGAGUACCCAAAUGGGGGCCACCAUGCGCUACCCAUCCUACCUGGAACAUGGGCCCAACUAUGAGGAAGAGAUGAGAUAUUACCACGGAGAUACCUUGUCUCCCAAAGACAAGCUUGAUAGCACAUUUUAUUCCGGAGAUUACUCCCUCUUGGAAUCAAACCGGGACUCCAUGGCACUGGAUGGCACCAGAGACCGCUCAGCCUUUGAUAGCACUGGAGAGAUAUUUGGUAGCACAGGUGAUGAUGAUGAGUUGAAAUACGUGGCCGAUGAAGCGUACCUCAAGAAGCAGCCAGAACAGCCAUUCACAGAAGAUCUUUAUGCUCACCCUUCGUUUCGUUAUGGAAAAGGAGCACCAGAGCUCAUUUCCGCCGGAGCAUGGAGACAUCUGAAGCAUGAAAGUAGAUAUCAUACAGCAGCUCCUGCCAGUGAGAGUAACAGCAUGGCAUCUCCCAGUGAGGUUGACCAGAUUUCACCAGAACCUUGGGAUACGGCCAAGGUCUCCUACCAGUUUUCUUCGAUAACCAUUUCGAGUCAGGAGAUCUUCCAUCAACGCUGGGAGAAAACAAAUGUCAUCUACCAAGGACAGUACUCUGUGUCGCCGACCAAGGUUGACCACAGCUUUGAUUAUGCAACUGUUGCUGCUGAUGACUCUGUGCAUUCAGCAGUCAUUGAUACCAACAAAGAGAAACAA